CUACUCAUUUGCUAUGAUCUCUAAAGGAGUUUCUGUGUUUUAGUUUGUGUUUCGCUGAGGAGGAGCAACACCAUAUGGACUUGGCAUCAGUUGCACGUUGCGCCGCUUCAUAGUUUUUUUUGUUAUGUUUUGUUUUGUUUUGUUUUUUUGAAGUUUCUUUUGAAGUUUUAAUCAUGCCGAAAAAUAAUGGGAAAAAGACAGCGAUCUCCGUAGCCUCCACGGGAUGCCUCUGCCUGCUGCUGCUGCUGCUGCUGCUGCUGGUCGCUGUGCAGCAUCACCGCGUCCAGGUGGCCGAGGAGACGGAUGGAGAGGACGCAGCUGCGCGCUCCGCGCAGGAGGACAGCGCACCGCGCGCCCAGGAUAAGAAAGGAUUCUCGACCUACUUCACCAAGCUGGCCCGGGGACGCAGGGAGGUGGAGAAGCCCGCACGGACCUCAGCCGCCGCCUCGGACCCCCCUCCGGCCGAGGACAUCAGCGCGGCUGAUAUCUUCAUCGCCGUGAAGACAACCAAGAAGUUCCACCAGUCCAGGCUGAACCUGCUGCUGGAGACGUGGAUCUCUAGGAACAUGCAACAGACUUACAUCUUCACAGACGGUGAAGAUGAUGAGCUAAAGAAGAAAAUCGGAAGUCACGCAAUCAACACCAACUGCUCUGCCGCUCAUAGUCGGCAAGCUUUGUCCUGCAAGAUGGCGGUGGAAUAUGACAAGUUUAUUGAGUCAGGAAAAAAAUGGUUCUGUCACGUAGACGACGAUAACUACGUGAAUGUUCGGACUCUCGUGAAGCACUUGUCUCAGUACCCCCACACCCAGGAUUUGUACAUCGGUAAACCGAGUCUGGACCGGCCGAUAGAGGCCACAGAGAGGCUGGGCGACAACAAAAUGAAACCAGUCAACUUUUGGUUUGCCACGGGAGGAGCUGGCUUCUGUGUGAGCCGGGGUCUGGCGCUGAAGAUGAGCCCGUGGGCCAGUGGUGGCCACUUUAUGAACACAGCAGAGAAGAUCCGUCUGCCCGAUGACUGCACCAUCGGUUACAUCAUUGAGUCGGUUCUGGGAGUCCCUCUGACCCGAAGCAGCUUGUUUCACUCCCACCUGGAAAACCUGCAACAGGUGUCCCGAUCUGAGAUUCACAAACAGAUAACUCUCAGUUAUGGGAUGUUUGAAAAUAAAAGCAAUAUCAUCAGCUUGAAAGGGGCUUUUCCUGUGGAGGAGGAUCCAUCAAGGUUCAAAUCUGUGCACUGUCUGCUGUACCCAGACACUCCAUGGUGUCCCCCUCAGGUUGCCUUCUAGGGUGACCGCUCCUUUCUCAUCCUCGUCCCCGUCGCGCCUCGGUAUCUGAAACGCUCACGGGGACCAGUGUUCUUUUUCGUAUGAGACCGUGUUGCUGCCGCAUUGACGCCGCAGCCGUGCAUGGUCUGGAAUUGUUGUACUAAGCUGCUGUGCGGCCCUUCUUUGGACUCUUUUUCUUCCUCUCCGGGGCCACAACUCCGCCCCAAAACGCUGGGGCGGAGGAGUGCGUCUGUAGGAAGGAAGUAGCUUUUGCCAUUUAGCUUUGCAGGCAAUCACUCGUGCUUUUUGUGAUGUAAAUGUUGCUUGUAAAUGCAUCAGAAAUUCUCAUAGAAUGUAUUCUCAUAUAUUCAAGCCUUUUUUUGCCAGCACUAUAUUUUUUAUUUUUUCCGUUAAAAACUGUAAUGCCACUCAGGUAUGUUUUUGACGAGAUACUUUAUAGCGUGAACAUUUUUCUUCCUGACAUUUGCAUUCAGUUCUAGUCUAAAUGACUCCGGAUAAAUGCUCUGAGAUGAAGAUUUUGCUGCAAUUUUACAUGAACAGUGUUACUUUUCCCACAACCUGAGCUGGCAGUUGGCAGAUUUCCAAAUGCAUUUUUUUUUUCUUUUGAGGGACCUAAUCUGAAGUAUGUCAGAACAAAGCACUUUCCACCCCUUAUUUUAGAAAAAAAAGAGACUUUUUUAUGAUUAACUGACUGAGUUUAUGUACUUUUAAGACAUACUUUAGAUUUGAUUCCAAGGAGAACAAAAAUAACCCCCUAAGAGACUAACUUCCCUAUUCAUGUCUAUGUAAUUAAUAACACUCCUUGCAUUAGUUACAAUCAGGGAAAAGCAAUGAGUGGAAGAGAUUGUGUUUCGGGGGAGGCGGGGGGAAAGCUACAAUCUGCUUUGAAAAGGUUUUAUGUUGUUUUAAGAAUUGCACAGCUGUGUUUCAAAUGACCUGACGUCUGCACCUCACCUCUACAGACCCCCUCACAGCGGAGAAGCGCUGGCUAAAACAGCCAAGAAACGGCAACAUCUGCUCGUGUCUAUUGUGGCUUGCACAAAAAAGCAUUAGGAGUUUAUCUGUUAUUGUCAGCACAAUUGGUCCUUAUUUACACAUAAAUCCAGCUGGUUAUUGUUGAGGUGAGAGCAGCGUCAGUGUUUCCACAUGGAGGUGUUUUGAUCCCUCCGUGUCCUCUCUCACCCAUAUUGGGUUUCAUCUUUAUGGCGGUAUUGUAUACUGCACCUUUGUUUAAAAAGAGUAGUGAUUGUGUAUGCUUAGAAUGUAACGUUCUCAUCGUGGUUUACGCCGAUUUUAAAGGACUUGGCCAGGGUUUGUGUUAUUUUUUUAUUUUUUAUUUUUUGCUAUUGCCUUGAACUGUGCUAGAUGACUGGUGUUUAUUCUCCAGUAUCUGGAGGGUUUUAGCAGUUCAUUCCCACAUCUGACUUCUCAGGGAUUAUGAGCUGAUCCUGGUAUUAACCGCCAAGGGACCCACGGUGGGACCCGAAAAGUUGAAUAAAAGUGCAUAACCACUGGGAACCUUUUACACAGUUGUCAUGUUGUUACUUUAGUUUUGUCAGAGUUUAUAUAGAAUUUUUUUUUUUUUAACUAGCUGCAGGCAAGUUUUAUGUAAACAUGGGAGCAAGUUGAUGCAAAACCAGAAGUGGUAUCUCACGCUCAAGGGGAAGCUGUUGAGUAUAAUAUUAAACAAUCUACUUUAAUUUUAUUUUUCUUCUCGCUUGACAUGUAUUUACUUCUCCUUAUGCAUUUACAGUUGGACUAUUGUUUCUGCCAAAUUUGCAUAAAAAAACCACUUUAAGUUAAAAGAACAGUGUGUAAUAAUUAGUGACAUCUAGUGGUCAAGGUGAAGAAAGCAGGCAUGUUAACCAUUGCAAAACUUAAAAUAAGUUGCCUCUAAAUUUAGUUACAGUUAAAACAAAAAAUAUUUCUGCACAGUUUGUGUAUAGUUUUUCUACCAGUAUAAUUACAUUUAUUAACACUAUUAGAUCCUCUAAAUGUACAGAAAUAUAUUCAUCAGGCAAUGUUAUGGCAUGACACUAGAAUGGCAUGAGUUAAUUAGUUAGUAUAAAAUAAAAUAUUGUCUACUAAUGGAUAGACUUUGAAUAAAACCACACGGAUGAAUCAGAAACCUGAGAAAAAUAAUAACGUUAAGCUGAAACACAGAGGACAUGAGUUUCAUGAUCCUUCAAAUAUCAUUCAAGAUGAACCAUAAAUGUACAAAUAUGGAAGACACUUGUUUCAUUAAUGACAAAAUAAUCACAAUCACAAAUAUACACAGUCACGCAUAUGUGCAUGCAUCUGGUAGUAUAUAAUAAAUAUGCAUAAUAAGAAGUAUUAAAAUGAUCCAAGAAUAGAUCCUUGUGGCAUUCCUACAGUGCAGUAAAGAUAAAAAGAAAUCACCCCAACCUAAAUGUGUUGCUUGCACUGUUUGAUAGACAUGAUUUCUUCUACAUAUUUGCUUGUUUUGGAAGAACAAAAAAGUGUAUCAACAUGGAUGAGAGAACAUUAUGAUUGUUUAUUUUUUGCUUCUUUAGACUCUGUCUAAUAUAAUAGAUUAAAAAAACAAUUUACUGCAUAUCAACAAGAGAAAAGUGUUAUAUUAAAAACAUUUUGUAUGCAUUUCUACUUAAAUACUGUAUUAGCUGUAACUGUAAAAGAAAGACUCUCUUUCAAAGCACACUAAUAAGUUUUCCCACCUAAACUUCUGGGAUGGAUUUAUAUAAACAAUAAUCAUGAUCCAGUGUUCCACAAAAAUGAUUAGAGAUAAACUCCUAAAACAAAUAACUGCUGCAGGAAGCUGGGGGGGAUGGCAGGGUCUUUGCCAGAACGGCAACAGUCCAUAAACCUAAACAUCAUUAAACAUGUAUGGAGAACUGCGCAAAUCCCGGAACUAGAUGGCUUUUGCUGGAGAAAUCAGUCAAAAAACCCAAACAACAGCAAAGAGACUCUGAGCUGGCUGCAAAGACUGUUUGUUUUGGGGAAUUGUGACACUACAGAGGGCAUUUGUUCACUGGUUUACCGGGUAAGCACACAGAAGACUUUAACACUAAUAUUUUAAAGCAAUAAUACAAAAAAAAAAAGAAAGAAAAAAUGAUAAGGUGCUUCACAGGAAAUGGGAGUAGCUGGCUGAUGCACAGCUGAAGAUUCAUCAUCAAAGCGAUGCAUGGGAGACAAAUUACUUGCAGCAAACAUCCUAACCACAAACCAUAAUCACAGCUUUGUCCUUCAGAGAUGUACAGUGGGAAAGAAGCUAAAGCCUUUCAAGUGUCUGCAGCUCAUGUUCAAACAGUUUUUCUACGUGUUGACUCAUAGAAAGUUUUGUAUAAAUGCGAACAAAAAAAAAGUUUGCCUCAUCGGCGUAUCGAAUUUGCAAAAGAAAAAA
This is a messenger RNA of Poecilia latipinna (sailfin molly), 4668 nucleotides long. It is a transcript of the gene lfng, whose product is annotated as LFNG O-fucosylpeptide 3-beta-N-acetylglucosaminyltransferase. Gene Ontology annotation, cellular component: Golgi membrane. NCBI's taxonomy places the organism in Eukaryota, Metazoa, Chordata, Actinopteri, Cyprinodontiformes, Poeciliidae. Gene Ontology annotation, molecular function: O-fucosylpeptide 3-beta-N-acetylglucosaminyltransferase activity. The transcript has 8 exons. Gene Ontology annotation, biological process: pattern specification process. Bases 174 to 1286 code for a protein of 370 amino acids. The record is from RefSeq and is a predicted model, not a curated record.